Messenger RNA from Linum trigynum, 1126 nucleotides. The record is from the annotation of a GenBank genome assembly. Lineage: Eukaryota; Viridiplantae; Streptophyta; Magnoliopsida; Malpighiales; Linaceae.
CUCAUCAAUCAUUUCAUCAUUUGCUCUACAACUUCCAAAACAUAUUACCUACUUCCUUUCCUUCUCUCUCUCUCUCUCUCUAGUCCAAAACCCACUAUGGAUCUUUCUCUCCAAUUCAAUUCCCACCAUUUCCUACAAACUGGUCCAAUCCAACAAACCCAUCCAAACCGGCUCAACUCCAUCUCCUGCCGAGCCAACAAUUUGUACCAAGUGCUGUCACUCUCAUCGGAAAGUGUCGGGCCGGAGGAGAUAAAGAAGGCCUACAGAAAGCUGGCCCGGCAGCACCACCCGGACGUCCGGCCCGCAUCCGGGAAAGAAGAGUCGACCCGCCGGUUCUUGGAGAUCCGGGAGGCUUACGAGACGCUAUCCGACCCGGCCUCCCGUCUGGUCUACGACUACCAGCUCAGCACCACAAACUCGAGUGGGCGGCCGCGGCGGAGGGAGUGCUCGUCGUCGAGAGCGGUGUGGCAAAUGCAGCUUCAUGGGCUGAAGGAGCGGUCCCGGGUCAGGAUGGAGAGAAAGAGUUAUAGUUCUUAAAACAAAAUAAAAUGUUUUUGUAAACCCUACGGACAAUGUUUCGUUAGUUUUUUUUGGGCAAAGGAAGUGUUUGUUUUUGUGUGAGAUGAAAUGUCUCUUUUUCCUUUUGUUAUCUUGUUUAAGGUUAUACGGGGAAUAUCCUGACAUCCCUGUAUAAUUCUUUGUGUCUAGUUCUUGGUAAUUUGGAUGUCGUAAAUGUGUUUGACUUAGAUAUUUCUUUUCUAUGAAUGGUCUAGGUGAGGUGUAUAAUUCUUGGAUAUGCAUUUGCGUAUAAGCAGAUCGAGUUUUGUGGUUAUGCAUUUCUGUACGUAUAAGCAGCAGAUCCAUGGCUAGGCGCUCCGACAGAAUGGAUUAUCUAUUUUUGGUUGUAUUGUUGGUUUUGUGACAUGCCUUUCGUUGGAGUGUUGAUAGAGGGUGAACUUUCACCACUUUCCUUGGGGAUGCUGAGGUGAUUCUGGCAAAUUUCCGUAAUGGUGAGUUGUUGGAUGAGCGAAGUGAAAGCUAUUUUUUUCACCAGAUUGUUGGUUGCGAGUCUUGUUUCGCUACUCAAAAUAAUAUUUGUGGGUCUGAAUAAUAGUAAAAAGGUUAC